Lachancea meyersii CBS 8951 is the source of this 549-nucleotide messenger RNA. The record is from the annotation of a GenBank genome assembly. NCBI's taxonomy places the organism in Eukaryota, Fungi, Ascomycota, Saccharomycetes, Saccharomycetales, Saccharomycetaceae.
AUGGACCCACUGACUCACUACAAAGCAUCGGUACAGAAUAGGCUGGAUAGCGCAGAUGUUUUGGUAUCAAAACUUGUGCAUGAAAACCGCAUGCUGGCUCAAGAAACGGAGAAUAAAGAUGAAGAAAUCGAGUCGCUGAAACGACAGCUCGAGAAUAUCAAGAAGCGUAAUGAAGAAGAUGAAAAACGGGCACAUGUAGCUGAAGAAGAAGCCGAAAUAGUGAGAGAUCUAUUCGAGCAUCUUUGCGGAGUCAGAGUUCACAAAUCGUACGAAGACGACACAGGCCUGUGGUUCGACACAUCACAGGGUGGAAAGUUUGGCGUGAUGGACUACAAACUUGGAUUCGUCAGAGCUGAAGGCGAAACAGAAGGAACUGAGGUGGUCUAUGUGCCACUCUUGAAACAGAGAAGUGCAGAGGAGCUGCAGCUGCUUCAGAAACAAAUGCCAGGCUACCUUUUCGAUACUUUGAGUUUUCCAUUGAGAUCACUGAAUCAAUUCUACAUGAAAUUGAGUAAGUGUUUAGCCAAAGCUGAAAAAUCAGCGGAGUAA